CUAACUGGAUGUAAAUUGUAAAAUAGCUGACAUCUUGGUAUCGAGGAGGCGAAGAAUUCGUGUUAUUACUGUAGUUUCUAGUUAUCUACGAGGAACCGCUUUACCAUGAGAGCUUCGUGCAAUGGCUCCCAACACAACGGUUACGAUACAUUGAUGGCCCCGACUAUAUUCUCCUGAGAGCCGUGUUUCCUCCAAGCGCUGGCAGAACUUACCAUAGUCUGUCAUAAACGGAGCUACCUAUGUGUCUGUGAAACAUGGACGGAUGGAGCCCUGUCGUUGUUUCGGAAAAUGACCGAUCCUCUUCUGAGGGGGAGUACAUGCUAGGGCAGAGACCUGGAGGUGAAAUCCGGGAAGAGGUGGACGCACAGCCGCGUAGCGUCGCAGAUGGGAUGGAGGACGGGGGCUCAGAAGCAGCAGCAGCAGCAUCGGUGGGGUUCGGAAUCAGUGGGAUAGGGGAAGGAAAAAUGGUGUUGGGUCGAGUCGGACCGAGAGACGACAAAGAGCUCAGGUACUUGCACAUUUUAUGGGCGCCGGGGCGAGGCGAGUUUGAUCCGGGUGCUGAAUCGAGCAAGUUGGGAAAGAUAGCGGUGAGCAGGAGCAGGAGAAACCAACGAGCCGUGCGGAACCUCGCUCCCAUUGGGAAAGACAUUUACGCUGCUAAAAGAUUGAGGGAAGCUGCCAACAGCAACGACAUCGACACAGUUCGGAAGCUCCUGCAGGAUGACACAGACCCGUGUGCUGCAGAUGACAAAGGAAGGACGGCCCUACACUUCUCAUCUUGCAAUGGCAACGACAGCAUUGUGCAGCUGUUGUUGAGUUAUGGUGCCGACCCCAACCAGAGAGACAGCCUGGGAAAUACCCCUCUGCACCUGGCGGCUUGUACCAACCAUGUCCCUGUAAUCACCACCUUGCUCAGAGGAGGAGCUCGUGUGGAUGCUCUUGACCGUGCAGGGCGGACCCCGCUGCAUUUGGCACGCUCCAAGCUGAACAUUUUGCAGGAAGGAGAAUCCCGUAGCUUGGAGACCCUCAGAGGAGAAGUCACCCAGAUAAUUCAAAUGCUCAGAGAGUACCUGAACCUAAUGGGCCAAAGUGAAGCUAAAGAGAGACUGGAUCACAUUUCUACACGACUACAGCACACACGCACCAGAGAGCAGGUGGAUGAGGUGACAGAUUUACUGGCCAGUUUUACAUCGCUUAGUCUACAGAAACAGGACCUGGAUUCUAGGUAGAAGAUUAACUGACAUCUGCUCCGUUUUAAAUAUGCCAAGCUUUUGAUUUACUGGGUACAGCCAGAGAGCACAGGUCCAACUGUCAGACUGGGAAUGGCUGUCAGUAUUUAUUGAAGAGACUGCAGUUGAAAACAGCUAUAUGCCUUUUUUUUUAUUGCAGCAAGAAAACUGUCAGAGCAAAACCUCUGGCGCUGAUAUCAGCUUUGAAUAUAAAAAAAGAGCUGAAACAGCUAUUUAAUUUGGUUUGAUAUACACAUUUCUGUUUCUCUCAAAGUACAAUAUUUAUCCUAAUACUUGGAUACAUUGCAAAAUGUAACUAUCCUAACAAAAUAAUAAGUUUUAUUGUAAAUAAAAAAACACAGCUGUUUCUGUAUCACCACAAAUCUAACGCUUAAAUUAUUUUGGUCAUUACUGGACUGUGUAUCUGUACAAAGAAGCCAAACGACAGCAAAGCUCAAAAUAUAAGAAUGCAGCACUUUUUCUCUCUUCCAUGAGCUGCAAUCACUAUAUACAUUUCCAGAGGUAAUAUUUACUGAAAGAAUUUUUGAUAUAAUACCAGAUGGGUUGUUAAUUGUUAAAUCAUUUAUGCAUUUUCUGGUACUAUGGUUACGACCCCUUCUUUGAUCGUUCAUCAUGUUUGUAUUAGAGCCAGAGACAUGAGGUGUAUGUGAGAGAGAAAGGUAAAGCAGUAAGUGUUACUUAGCUCUGCAGAUAAACCGGAAGCCAUUAUUAUUUAACAACAUAAUGAAAAAUCUAAUCUCUAAUCUCUUUUCAUCAUCCCACACUAGUAAUGAGCGUAUUUAGCAUUGCUAACCUGAAUCGCCAUGUGUGCUAUAUCCUAAACUUUAGUAAGAUUUUCAGAAGACCUCUCACAUUUCCAAAUCCAGCGUUUUCCACAACAAGACUUUCUCUUCAUAAUAGUAUCUGAGUCAUCAUCUCAGAAAUAAAAACACCUUCCUAUAUCCAAGAGCAUUGUUAGCAUUAAUUAUCGGUUGCCAAAUCGGAAAAAAUAUUAGAUUUUUAGUCUACAGGUAGUCAACUUCCUCUAAGACAAAAUAGUCCAGCUUCAAUUGGACAGAUAAAAACUUAUGGGAAGAAGAAUUUGGUGCAAUACAGACAGUUGGAACCACUUUUUUUUGUUUUGUUUUUUUCUCUGUGUAAGACUGUUUAAUUGAAACGUUUUCACAUUCUCUUUUUGCCUUCUAUUCACUGGAUAUACUGUGAUAAUUACAGGACACAGUUUUGCAGUUUGACCGAAGUAUUUUUUUAGUUUUCUUCUCCAAGUGGCUUUGUUGUACUGCCUUACUUUUUUUUUUUCAAAUCUGUGCACAAUAAAUCUCUGUGAACUGUGUCGUAAAGAAUAUGCUUACUGUUGGAAUUUAACAUGAACCAAUAAAUCAGUAUGU
This is a messenger RNA of Cyprinodon variegatus (sheepshead minnow), 2635 nucleotides long. RefSeq names its product ankyrin repeat domain 54 (gene ankrd54). The coding region runs from base 255 to 1229 and encodes 324 amino acids. The record is from RefSeq and is a predicted model, not a curated record. Gene Ontology annotation, molecular function: protein binding. Lineage: Eukaryota; Metazoa; Chordata; Actinopteri; Cyprinodontiformes; Cyprinodontidae. The transcript has 8 exons.